AUGAUCUUCCAACGAGGCACGGACUUGUUCACCCCUCUCCCGCAAGACAUGUUAGAUUCGGAAAUGUACAACAUAAUCGCGAUUGUCACCAUCUCCACUUCUACCAUCCUCCCACUGCUCGUCCCUCCGUUUCCUUUCCCGCCCAGUGGCAUACUGCCAAGGCUAGCCGAUCACCAUCACGCAGCAGCUAAUCGUGAGGACAAUGCUGCGGAUAGGGACGAGGGUGGGUUCCUUCUGCCUCAUCCGCCUCCCCAUCCCUGCAUCAAUCUAUCGGGCGAAGGGGCUGAUCUCGGUAGCAAUUGUUUGUCCUUCAACUAG
Molecule: messenger RNA, 318 nt
Organism: Hydatigera taeniaeformis
Lineage: Eukaryota; Metazoa; Platyhelminthes; Cestoda; Cyclophyllidea; Taeniidae
Source: the annotation of a GenBank genome assembly